Pelobates cultripes (western spadefoot toad) is the source of this 29860-nucleotide messenger RNA. The record is from the annotation of a GenBank genome assembly. Lineage: Eukaryota; Metazoa; Chordata; Amphibia; Anura; Pelobatidae.
CAAAUCUAAAAAACAACAAAACAUACCACAGUGAGCUCUUAACUCUCCAUUCUCUUUAGUUGCAUCUCUGACGGCAAAAUAUCUCAACUGCACUCAGAAUGAUCCGGUUUGAAUCAGAUGAGUAUGUUUUGCAAUUUUUUUUUAUAUACACAAAAACGUAGAAUUCGAAAUGUAUACAUUUGCAAAGAGAUAUUUACGUAUAAACCCUUCAAACACAUAUCAAUAAACCUACAAACCAUUUUAACAAUAAUGAACACGCAAACUUCAUGCACCAGAACACCAAAUGUAACCUACAUGCUUAACCCCUUAAGGACACAUGACAUGUGUAACAUGUCAUGGUUCCCUUUUAUUCCAGAAGUUUGUUCCUUAAGGGUUUAAAGGAACUCACUGAGUAUUAUAACCACUACAGUUUACAGCAUCCAUCCUCACUGCCACCAAUAUAAUAAAGAGGGAUUUUGAAAUCCUUAUUAUCCUGCCAAAAUGUUUGUACUUGUCAGUAGAAUUUAGAUAUCACCAUUAACAUUUUUGGCGCUGGUGAAUUGUGGUAAUCUCAGCCUUUACGUUUAAAGUAGAAGCAUGGCAAAAACAAAAUUUGUGUUAGGUGAUUCAUGUUUGAUUCAUGUGCAAUUUGGGUUUGGAUAAAUUUUCCUUCAUACGUUCGAUUCAGGAAAUAUGAUUUGGAUUAAACACAAUGGUGAAAAAAAUGCCUAUAAAUAUUAUGCAUAUUUUCCAGUACACUGAUAGGCGCAUUUUUACACCAUUUGGUUCACAGAAGUUACCAAUAGAAAGAAAAAAGGAGGGUCAGUAAAAAAAAUAAAUCUAAAUUUAUAUAGUUACAAUUAGUAUAUAUUGAUUAAAUAUAUAUGCUGAUCAGCCACAACAUUACAACCACUGACAGUAAAGUGAAAAGCAUUGAUUAUAUUGUUACAAUGGAACCUCUCAAGGUGUGAUAUAUAUUAGGCAACGAGUGGAUAGUCAGUUCUUCAGUUUAAUGGGCAAGCAAAAAGAUAUGAGUGACUUUGAUAAGAGCCACAUAGUGAUGGCUAGAUGGCUGGGUCAGACCAUCUCCAAAAUGGCAAGUCUUGUGGGGUGCUGCCAGUAUGCAGUGAUUAGUAUUUACCAAAAGUAGUGCAAGGAAGGACAAUCGGUGAACUGGGAUCAGGGUCAUGGGCAUCUAAGGCUCAUUGAUGCACGUGGGCAGUGAAAGCUAGCUCUUCUAGUCCGAUCACAGAGAAGAGUUACUGGACCAUGGAGCAAUGGAAGAAGGUUUACUGGCCUGAUGCAUCACAUUUUGUUUCAGAUCAGGUAGACAGCCAAGUGUGUGCAUAGUUUACCUGGGGAAUAGAAGGCAGGCAUGCUGAGGCAAUGCCAUGAUCUGAGCAAUGUUCUGCUAGGAAACCUUGGGUCCUGGAAUUCAUGUGGAUGUUACAUUGACACGUACCAACUACUUAGAGAUUGUUGCAGACCACGUACACCCAUCAUAGCAAUAUUGUGCCAUGAUGGUAGUGGCCUCUUUCCACAGGAUAAUGUUCCCUGCCACACUGUUUAGGAAUGGUUUGAGAAAGAUGACAGAGUUAAAGGUGUUGUCUUGGCCUUCAAAUUCCUCAGAUCUCGAUCCAAUUGUGCAUCUGUGAGAUGUGUUGGAACAAUGAAGUCCAUCCAAGAGUGAGUGUGGCAGGGUUGGGGCGAGUGUGAUAGGCUUUGGGGUGAGUGAUGCACAUUUGGAGGACAGAAUUGGAGGGACUUAUGUGGUAGGGUGAGUGUGACAGGGUUGGGGACUGAGUGCGACAGGGCAAGAGAAGGUUGAGUCAGACAGGAUUGGGGGGGGUUUAAUGUGAUAGGGUAAGUGUGGUAAAGCAAGGGCAGGUAAGUUUGGUAUGGUUGGGGGGUUGAGGAUUAGGAGGGUUUAAUGUGAGUGUGGCUGGGUGAAGGGGGUGACAGUGUGUGGGAGCUGAAAGUGUUUGGGAAUGGUGAUAGUGUAUGUGUAUAGGGUGACGAUGUGUGUGGGUGGGGUUGACCUUGAGUGCAUGUGGAGGUGACAGUGUAUGCAUAGGGAUGAUAGGGUGUAGGUGGGGUGACGGUGUGUGUUUGGGGGCUGUGACAGGGAGUGUGGGGGGGGCUGUGACAGAGUGUGUGUGUGUGGAGGGGUGACAGGUUGUGUGGGUGGCUGUUGGAUGACAGGGUGUCGAGGCUGUGAUAGGUCGGCAGGGCUGUGGCAGGGGGUAGAGGGGCUGUGACAGGGUGUGGGGGGCUGGAGGGGCUGUGACAGGAGGUAGAGUGGGGUGGAGGGGCUGUGAGAGGGGGUAGAGGGGGUUCAUAAAUACCUUCCCUGGUGGUCCUGUGGAUUAUCCUGGUGGUCCGGUGGGUGCCCUCUCUCCAUGGUGGUCUAGUUCUCCGGUCUGCAGCUCUGGUGGAUAUGAGCUGCAGACCACGUGAUAAGUCUUGCGAUCUCUAGGCAGAGCAUUGCCGUGGUAACCCGCGGCAACGCUCUGAGAGGCUCUGAGAGGCUGGAGAUAGCGAGACACCUCAGUUUGCAGCUCUGCACCCGACGGAGCAGCAGACUGGAGGCAGUGCUAGGCUGUCAGUCAGGGCGGACUGACUGGAGGGGCCUCGUACCUUGUGGCAUUAUGUGUCCUGUGUUGGACCCUAAGGAUAUUUAGGCGGCCGCGAGCCCCAGACAGCACGAAGCUUAAGGCGGCCUCCUAAUCACCUAAUUAGAGAGCCACCUCUGACAACUUUAAAUAAUUUGCUGCUAAUAUCGUGAUGCCAGAUACCACAGGAAAUGUUCAGAGGUCUUCUGGAAUCCAUGCCUUGACACAUCAGAGCUGUUCUGUAAGCACAAGAGGGACCUUCACUAUAUUAAGAAGGUGGUUUUAAUGUUGAGGCUAAUAAAUGUAAAUACAGAUUUGUUUUCCUACUACUACUUGUUUGAAACCAAAUGAAAAACUCUAGCAGUUACUAAUAUUCUUGGAAUGGAAGCAGGAUUAUCACUAUUUUUGUAGUUUAGAGGCUCAUUUUAAACUGAUGGGAACAAAAAAGGCAGAAAAUAUAAGACUAAUAAGGCUCCCUACAUUUAAGAUUUUAUUACAUGAUUAAUAUAUGUAGUUUUAUUAAAUAAAUUUAAAAAUUAAAACAUAGUUUAAAUUUGCAUCUUAACCCUUUAAGGGCGGAGACAAUUGUAUGGGUUCUGAGAAAAACAAAACAAAUUUGAGCUACGGUAUAUGUCUGCUCAACUAUAAUUUAUCUUUUUAAUAUUAAGUGCACCCACACUUAUCAUAUAUCAUUUUAUUCAGGAGAAAUGGAACCUUAAUUUCACAUCAAACAUUUAUAAAUGGGCCAUAAUUUAAUAUGAGUAAAAUCUAAAAAAAUUUGAGAAAUUACAAAAUUGUGUUAUUUUCCAAGUUCUGCAUGGUAUUUUAACUGUGAUUGUCAUAAUACUAUUAGCUUUUACUGCAAUAAAAUACACAUAAUUGUGUUCAGCGACAUCUCGCGAGUGUAACAGUAGCCCCCUAUGUACAGGUUUUAUGGGGUUUUGGAAAGUUACAGGGUCAAAUAUAGGGCUUUCCCCUUUUUUAGUUUUUACACAUAAAAAUUUACCAGAUUGGUUUGCUUGGCCCAUGUUGCCUUUAAUCAUGGCAAACCUUGGGUAUUUCGUGGUUGCCAUUUUGUCACAAACCCUGGCCAAAGUUAAUGUUUAUUUUUUUGUUAUUGCAUUUUUUUUUACUGAUGAUAUCAUCGUUAUUAUAUGUUUUACUGCUCUAAAACACUCAUAUGUGUGUUCAGCGAUGUCUCAUAAGUACAGUGAUGCUCAAGUAUGGAGUUUUGGAAAGUUACAGGGUCAAAUAUAGGACUUGCAAAUUAAAGUAUCUGGACUUUCUGCCUGAGUUGCCAGGCAGGUCCCUUAAUAUAUAAUAAGUAAAAGCACAAAAUUAUGUAAAAAUAAUACUUAAAUAUACACAUAGAAUUAAAUUAUAUUUUUUUAUUUUCACACAUACAUGAAAAAAAAUAUAUGUUUGCAUUUUCAUUCUAAGUGUAUUUUGUUAUUAACAUAUAUUAUUAUAUAUUAAUAUCGAAUUAACAUAUUUAAUUAUACAUGUAUAUAUUAAUAUCAAAAUACACUAAGAAUAAAAUUAUAUAUAAAAUGGUAUCUAAAAUGUAAUUCUCAAUCUAUUUUUACAUUAACAAGGGUGUAGCAGAUGUCAUUUAUAUUACAUACCAAUAUCAAGUAUCUUCCUUCGGGAUCUUUUUUUUUUUUUUUUAAUUCUUUAUUUUUGCUUGUGUAUGAGAAAAGAACAUUUUGGUCUACUACGCCACAAUAGCUGCAGAAGACCAUUCAACAACAAGUAGUAACAUGGCAUACAGAUUACAGUACACAAUUUUUAAGUAUAAUACAGGUUAAGACCAAGCUUGUCCUAGGAGGAGAACACAUAAGGAGUGCUGAUAGCUUGCUCGAGCUCAAAAUCGGUCUAUUGUAUUGUGGUAGGUUACAUGCAGUGAGUAUGCGAGUAGCGAUCUGUUUAAGAGAAAAAAAAAAUGUACAUAAGAUAUAAAAUUUAGAUACUAUGCCUAUUAAGUUAUGUAGACUGCUUGGCUCUAGAGGUUAAGGUAUAAGCACUGUGUAUGUUGAAGAACCAAUGUAGUAUGCAUGGGUUUGAACUAGGCUAUACAUGGGUAUGUUUAGCUAGUGGUUGCUUGAUCUCAAGUGACGCCACAGAGGGGCUGUGAUCUCCUGUUGGAGCAAUCAGAAGGGGCUUGCAAGGUCAAUUGUAUGCAUACAGUCGGAGUUCAUCCGAGUUAUGUGAAAAGAAAACGAAUUAAGGGAAAGAACAAAAAUACAAUUAACACAAAAAGCAAUGUGGUACCACUAGAGGGACAGAGAUUACUUUGUGUCUUAAUGUCAGGCAGGGUGGUGUCGGGACGAGGGUGGUAUGGUCCGAUAGUCCAGCAUCAGGAUGCCUGUCAGUAGGGUCUACAUUGCACACAUCAUUAUAUCCCAACAUUUAAAGAGUUUAGUUUAUCAAAAUAAAAUAAAAUAUAACCAUAACAUAGGGUAUGUAGUGUCCAUGGCAAUUGGCAAUAGGAGCGGUGAGGUUUAGGCAUAUCGCCCCAACUUUGAGGGUAUUAUUUGGUAGGCAUAGUUCAGUUAUUACUUCUUAGGUUUUGCAGUAACUGUCCUGAGCGUGUCUUUAUGAAAAAUGGGGUGCGUUCUGCUUUGAGCAGCUGGUAACUGUCGUCUCUCCGUCCUGUUGUAUCCUCAUGUUGUGACCGUGGCAUAGGUGGUCUGCUGGGUUCUCCAGGGUACGAAGGCUGUGACAUUCACUGGGUCCCAGUUGUGCUGUGUGUUUGUCGUUUGGUGCAUGGCUUUGAGGAUUGAGUCGGGUGGGAGGCCCAGGUUCCCUAGGAUUGCAGCCGCGUCCUCCAGUUUAUGAACCGGGUAGGAGUUCCCCUCGUGGGUGAUCAUCAGGGUUUGGGCUGCCCGCCACCGGUAGGUGAUGGUGCGUGAGCGAAGCAGCGUUGUAAGAGGCUGCAUGGAUCUUCGCCACUUUAGCGUUUCCCCGGAUAAGUCCGCAUAAAAAGUGAGGGAAGAGGUUUCAAAUAUAUAAUGUGAGUGUCCUCGUAAGGCAGUCAUUACCGCCGCUUUGUCCUGUUUGGUCUGGAAGCAGACUAUCAGAUCCCUGGGAGCUUCGUAAAUAAGCAGAGGCCUACCCUGUUACAGGUAAGAUUCAUCUGUAGGAAAAGGUUACUGAUUGCACAAGGUUUGAAUUCCUGUUGGUAAUUAUAAGGCAUUUGAUUUGAUUAAGCUAGUUACUUGCUGUUGAUUGCUGAUUAAUUAGAUAUUGUUUGCAAAUAAGCAGAGGCCUACCCAGGUGUUAAACAUUCCUAGUGGGUGGUAAUUUUAGGAGUUAUAUAAGGCUUGUUGCCAUUAGCUUGGCUGCUACUUCUAAGUGCUGUUUCUAAGUGUGUAGUUGGAGAUAUUCUGGAGAUAACCUGGAGGUAAUCUGAGGUAUUCAGGAGGAUAAAGAAAAAGUUAAGAUUUGUUAGAUUUAAAUUAUUCUCAUAAUUGGAAUGGCAGGCUUAGUUCAGUGUAACAAUUGCUAUGCAUUUGUUUCACGUUCCACUUUUUGGAGGUUUGGUUGUUGUCUAAUCUGUAGACAGUUCUCUAUCUUGCGGCAGGAGAUUGUAUUUUUGAAGUCUGAAAUUUGUAAAUUAUCUGGUGAAGACACUCAGACUGGAACUGCUGCAAAGCCACUGCCGCAGAGACAUGCUAGGAAAGGCAGAUGGAUUACUGGAGGAUCUGGUAGACUUAGAGUUGUGGAUAAAAGGCAUUUUGCACAGUCUGUUGCUCUUCAUAAUUCAUUUUCUGCAUUUUCAGAGUGUAAUGGUGUUGUGGAGAGAGGCACUGAGGCUAGUGGUGUUGUGGAGAGAGGCACUGAGGCUAGUGGUGUUGUGGAGAGAGACACUGAGGCUAGUGGUGUUGUGGAGAGAGGCACUAAAACUAGUGGUGUUGUAGAGAGAGGCACUGAGGCUAGUGGUGUUGUGGAGAGAGGCACUGAGGCUAGUGGUGUUGUGGAGAGAGGCACUGAGGCUAGUGGUGUUGUGGAGAGAGGCACUGAGACUAGUGGUGUUGUGGAGACCGGCUUGGAGACUAUGGUGAGGCCUAAUAGAAAGCAGUUGUUGUUGGGUGAUUCCAUUAUAAGAGGUGUGGAGAUGGACAAUGGUGGUCUUGUGAGGUGUCUUCCCAGAGCUACUGCUCACAGAGACAGGAGACGUAUCUGUAAUAUUAUUAAGCAAGCAAAGCAGGAAGGGGAAUUGGAUGUACUUGUCCAUCUAGGGACAAACGACUUGUCUUGCAAUGAGGUUUCAGAGGUUAAGGAAGUUUUUAGUGUUUUUGCCAAUGAUAUACGGCAGGUUGCUUCCACACUGUCAUUCUUUAAAGUUCUGCCUCUGCAUAACACUCAGAAGGACAGGCGGAUGCGUAUUAGGGACUUUAAUUUGUGGCUUGGUGAAUGGUGUCGGGACCAGGCAUUUGGCUUUAUUUCUCAUGGUAGCUCUGUCUGGAAUAGAAAUAAAAUGUAUAAAAAAGAUGGUUUGCAUCUUUCUCAAAAGGGAACAAAUGUUCUCAGUGAGCAGUUCAGAGGUUUUGCUAGGAUGUAUUUAAACUAGGAGGGGGGUGGGGGUGCAAAACAUCAAUCCAAUUUCCCCCCAAAACAAGGACAGAAGGUGCCUGUCAAGUGUGUUAAAAAAUUAUAAGCUUAGAGUCAUGCUUGCACUUUAGGGAAUAAGAUCCAUGAACUUGUGGCAAUAAUGACAACUGAUAAUGUAGAUUUAGUCGCUGUUACCGAGACACGGUACAAUGAGAAAAAUGACUGGGACAUAGCAAUACCAGGGUACUCUUUAUAUUGAAAAGACAGGGAAGGCAAGAAAGGGGGAGGGGUGUCCCUUUAUGUGAAGGAUAGCAUAAAAUCUAGCCUAAUAAAAGUAAGUGAGGCGAACAUAGAGUCCGUUUGGAAAACAUUGCUUUUAGUGGUUUAAGCGAUACAUCACCUCUAUUGCUCUACAGCAACCAGUUCCAUAUACUGGUCUGCUUCAUAUUAAGUGAUUUUUUUCAUAUAUCUUUAUUCAUACAAAAGUAUAUUAUUUGGUAACAGUAUCAUCUACCCUGUAUCAAAUCAGGGAUAACGAUAUUAGCACUGCACAUAUAUUUGCUGCACAUUUACCUCAUUGUUCUUACAUCUUAAAGUCACAGUAUUUAUUUUCAUCCACUCUUUUAUUUAUUCAUUAAUUUAUUUAUUUAUUUUAUCUAUUUGAGCCGUUAUCACUAGCCAGCUCCUGGAUUUUAGGCACCAUAUUCUAGGGUGCCAUCUUUGCUAUUUCUUGUAUAGGUUUUGAUGAAUCUCUAUUAUUUCCAGUGUGAGCAGCUCUGUGUUAGUCAGACUCCUUCUCUUCUGUAUAUUCCAUCUAGGAAUACCAGUACUCCUAUCUCUUGUAGAGUCCGUUUGGCUUACGUUAGAAUUUGGUAAUCACACAGUAACUUGUGUAGGUGUGAUUUAAAGGCCCCCAGACAAAUAAAAGAGAUAAUCUACUAGUUGAGGAAAUAGCUAAAAUGACAAUGAAGUUAUCAUCAUGGGUGACUAUAGUCUUCCAGAUGUGAACUGGAAAACCAAAAUAGCUGCUAGUGCCAGGAGCACACAUAUUCUAAACUCCCUACUGGGAUUGUCUCUAAAACAAGUCGUUGAGGAGCCAACUCGUAAAGAGGCCAUACUAGAUUUAGUGUUAACAAAUUGAGAUUUGGUAUCAGAUAUUACGGCAGGUGAAAUUUUAGGAUCCAGUGAUCAUCAGUCAGUGUGGAUUAAUAUAAGAACAGUGACUGAGUCACACCACACAAAAACUAAAGUUUUGGACUUUAGAAAAACAGACCUUUCUAAAAUGUGUAAAGGAGUCAUGAUCAGAUUGGAGCAAUUUAAAUAAAGUCCAAGAAAAAUGGGAUUAUUUUAAAGUUGCACUGCUGAAGGCAACAGAAAAUUGCAUUAGGCUUGUCAGUAAAAGCAAAAAAAUUAAGAAACCACUGUGGUACUCUAAAACUAAAAGUUAGCAUUUAGUAAUUAUAAAAAAAAACAGAGUGAAGAAAAUAGAAAGAUCUAUAAGGUUAGGCAGAAAGAUGCUACGCAAAUUAUAAGAGCUUCCAAAUAACACACAGAAGAGAAAAUAGCACAGUCAGUAAAAAAAAAAAAAGGGGGACAAAACAUUUUUAGAUACAUCCACGAGAAAAGGAAAGUAAAACAAGGAUUAGUUAGAUUAAAAACAAAAGAAGGAAGGUAUGUAGAAGAGGAUAAAUGUCUAGCUGACUGCCUCAAUUAAUAUUUUUGUUUCGUAUUUACAGAUGAAAAUGAAGGAAAGGGGCCUCAGUUAUGAAAAAGGACAUAAGAGUCAUUUGUUACAUGUGUGUUUACAGAGGAAGAGGUUAUAUUUCUACUGUCAAAAGUAAAGACAAAUAAGUCAAUGGGACUGAUGGAAUACACGCAAAGUUAUAAAAGAGCUUAGUGGUGUACUAGCAAAACCAUUAAUAGAUUUAUUUAACCAAUCAUUGUUAACAGGAGUAGUCCCAGAAGAUUGGAAGUUAGCGAAUGUUGUGCCCAUUAACAAGAAAGGUGGUAGGGAGGAGUCGGCAACUCUGGGCCAGUAAGCCUUACUUCAGUAAUGGGGAAAGUAAUGGAAACCAUGUUAAAAGAUAGGAUUGUUAAACAUCUAAAAUCACAUGGAUUUCAAGAUCAGAGACAACAUAAUAAUAGAGCAGGGUGGUGCAGUAGAUAUUGCUUACCUAGAUUUCAGUAAGGCUUUUGACACUGUUGCACAUAGAAGGUUUUUUUUAAUAAACUGCAAGUUUGGAUUCCAAUAUUGUUGAAUAUUGUUGAAUGGGUAAGGCAGUGGCUGAGUGACAGGCAACAGAGGGUUGAAGUCAAUGGAGUAUCUUCUAAGAAUGGUCUUGUCACCAGUGGGGUACCUCAGGGAUCUGCACUUGGACCCAUGCUCUUUAAUAUUUUUAUGAGUGAUAUUGCAGAAGGUCUUGAUGGUAAGGUAUGUCUUUUUGCUGAUGAUACUAAGAAAUAUAACAGGGUUGAUGUUCAACAUAAUGCAUCUUGGACAUGAAAACCCAAGGGCAGAGUACAGAAUAUUUGAUAGAGUCCUAUCCUCAACAUCUGAGGAAAGGAAUUUAGAGGUAAUUAUUUCAGAUUACUUAAAUGUAAGCAGACAAUAUAAAAGAGCAGCAGGAAAUGCUUGCAGCAGAAUGCUUAGUUGUAUAGGGAGAGGUAUUAUCAGCAGAAAGAGGGAAGUGCUCAUGCCAUUGUACAGAACACUGGUGAGACCUCACUUGGAGUAUUGUACGCAGUACUGGAGACCGUAUCUUCAGAAGGAUAUUGAUACUUUAGAGAGAGUUCAGAGAAGAGCUUCUAAACUGGUUAAUGGACUGCAGGAUAAAACUUACAAGGAAAGGUUAAAGGAUCUUAACAUGUAUAGCUUGGAGGAAAGACGAGACAGGGGGGAUAUGAUAGAAACAUUUAAAUACAUAAAGGGAAUCAACACAGUAAAGGAGGAGACCAAAACCAAGCUCCUGCACAAACUACCUGUUUUUGGGGGUAAACACCCCAAUAAUUGGCACUGAUCCACUCUGAAGGGUUAGAGCCGCACUGGGGACACCCGGACACAGCUUUGGACACCAGAGUCACUAUUUUGACCACCCGGGGACCCAAGCCGCGGCAACAGAGGCCUGAAGGAUGGUGCGCAGGGGAGCGACGGCCGCUCUCCUCUCUCCCUACCUGCUACAGGACUUCCUCGACCCUCAAGCCUUCAACCCCCCCACCUUGGAACCGGUGGGGGAUAUCCCGGUCCUCGCUGUGAGCCCAGAGCGACCCAUUUAAAGUGAAAAUUCACCUGCAUACAAGCUCCAGGGACGGCAACACACGACGCACAGACAAAAUGGCGGUGGAGUGCCAAACAUGGCAGCGGAGUCAACCCGCAACCCCAAAGCAAUACACAGCCAACAGCACUGACCUCAAGAAGCGCCUCAAUGACAUAUUCCAGAAAUUUUGGGAGAAACUGCAGAGUGCUCAGAGUGCUACGACAAGGCGGCACAGCCAUGUAGGAGUGGGUGAGAGGGGCUACAGACAGCCGCAUGAGAGGGAGGCACCCUCGAACGCAGCACCACACCACCCGCUGACACUCAUACACCCUGGCCCACCACAACCGCCCGGCACUCACCCCUGCAACCCUGCCAGGAACCAGCACGCAGCAAGAAGGCAAGCCCCCCGGGGAAACAGGGCCUGUUAUCGAGCCGCAACUGCCCACAGCAGGCUGCUGCAGCAACUCUCACCCAACGCCAUAACGAGCAAAGUAAGCAAAAAUGCUACUCACCUGCGUGGAUUUCUCGUCAUCUACAGGCUCGACCGGUGGGGACAACUCCUGCGGCGCAGACCGCAAAGACGCAACCCUGGUCCGGCUGCCAAGAGAACCGCACCGACACAACCUGGAAUGGGGACAGAGUGUCCAGACCGGGAGGCCAAGGGACUAAGCACUCAAGAGCACACUCUAAAACGUUUGCAGCACCCUAACUACCUCCUGCACUGGAAAGCUGCCAUGGUGGACAAUCACAUACCGGCCGCUAGCGUGGGCUAAGUAACUUUACAGGACUCAAUGUGUACCCGACCAGCUUCGGCCGUUAGAUGACUAACUCUUAACGCACAUCCACUCAUGCCUUAGCGACCUCCACACAACUACACAGGUAAACAUGACUUGCCUCCAGAUACUCCAUCACCCACUUACACCAAUCCACAUUGCCGGCUUGCCUAGCAAACACUGUGCCUAUGUGUAUAGAUGACUGUUUACUUGUGACUUCUCACGUGUAAUCCUACCCUUUUAAUCUCGCAAUUAAAAUGCCUGUGUGCAACAGUAUUCUCAUAGAGCUACUCACAUAACCAACCGACCCACUUAGAAAACAUGACCUAUCUUACGUUUUGCUACAUUAGGACAUGGACGACCAGUUUGUUACUCAGUUAAUUUAAAAAAAAAAGUGCAAGACAAUCGUAUGCCCUACAAUCAGCAUCGCUUCUGUUUCAAAUUCUUGUUACACUGUUGGGGCAUAGCAAGAGCAUAUGUAUGAUCAAUGCAUAACAAAAAAAAAUAAAAAUAAAGAAUUAUAAAAAAAAAUAUAUAUCUUUUGACCCAUAUAUUUUUUGCCAUUAAAAUAUGUAUAGCUAGGGCUUGGAAAUCUUCUAUCCCAUUUAUAUUGCACAAUAUUAUGGAGCAAAUAGAUUAUCAGUACAGGAUGGAAUCAAACCCCUUUUUUGGCAUUAGAGAUGUGGCCAAACUAUGGUUACCCUAGACAAAUAGACAGAAUUCAUGAUACCAGAUUGUGGUUCCCCCCAUAUCGAGUCUCAGAGAAUGUAAUUUAUUUGCAUUAUAAUUUUUUUAUUAUUUUUUUUUUUUCAUUAUUAUUUUAUUUACUUAUUUAUUUGUAUGUUUAUCAAUGUGACAACUAUACCAUGGAAAUUUUGGGUGUUAAUUCCUUUUGAUAGUGAUUGGCAGUGGACAAAUGUAGCGUGAUUGAAAUAUACAUCGUGUGUACGAUGGUUUUCAAUGGAAACACUGUACUUUAUGUGGAAUCAUUUGGUGUUUAAUUUUACACAGUGCCUUUAUUAUAAUAUAUUGCCAGCCUAUCUAUGCUUUUAGCAGUUAUAUUGAUGGGGUUUUUUUUUUUUUUUUUUGGUUGUGUUUUUUUAACAUUUAUCUCUGUAUCUGGUUGUCUUAAUGUGCUGGAGGAUUGCCUUUGGGGUACCUCACAUGCAAAUGUUAAAAAUUUCAUAUAACAAAAAUAAAGAAAUAUAAAAAAUUAUAUAUAUAUAUAUAUAUGUAUAUAUAUAUAUAUAUAUAUAUCAGGAAGUAUUACUUUACGGAGAGGGUAGUGGAUGCAUCGAAUAGCCUUCCACCUGAAGUGGUAGAGGUUAACACAGUAAAGGAGUUUAAGCAUGCAGCAUAAGGCUAUCCUAGCUAUAAGAUAAGGCCAGGGACUAAUAUAAGUAUUCGAAAAUUGGGCAGACUAGAUGGGUGAAAUGGUUCUAUGUUUCUAUGUUUCUAUUAGGCAAAAUUCCCCAAAACCUUGGCUAGGGCCAACAGUACAGCUGACUGGGUAGCUCCAAGAUGAGUGAUGUAUUAAAUGGCCGAUACAUUGACCAUACGUAGCCUGAUGCAAGUAUGAGUUGAAGGGGACUCAGACAUGUCCCAAGAAUGGGAAAGAGGUUCUCUAGUCUCCCUGGUGCCAGGCAGGUUGUCUGCAGGAGCAGGUUUAUGCAUAUAGGCAAAUAUACAAUUUGUAUCAGUUGAAAAAACAAUAAACAAUAUUAGUAUAACACUAAAAAAAACACUAAGACAGGCAAAAGAGAGAGGGCAAUGACUGAGACCCAAUGACAAUGAAGGGUAUUAAGCUAGUAGAGUGGGCAGGCACAGUAACCUACACAGGACAGAGGAGCAUAAAGAGUAUAAUUAGCAAGCCAACCUGAUUGCAGUAAAAACUAGCAAGCAAUUUAACCAUCAGGGCUGGGGAAAAAACACAUCAACAGCAAUAAAAUGAUGCUGGAGUAAGAAAGAGGCAUAAGGGACUGCAAGCCUCCUAAAAUUGCGGCCUACAAUAUAAAUCAAAUGGGGUCUGUGCUGGGUAAUUGAAUCAUGGUGUUACACUGUGAAUGCUGAGGAGAACAACUGAGGUAUAAGUGGAAAGGGGACGCAAAGGUAGAAAAUCCUUGGGGAGAGCAAACAGGGGAAGGAAGCCUUAAAGGGGGUUAAAAUGACAGAGAAACAAAAAAAAAAAUACAGAGAGCAACAGAACAACCAGGAAAUAACCUACAAAUAAAAGAUAAGGCAAAAUUGUGUAAAUAUGAAUUCAACAUUUAAUGUAAUACAGUAAGAGACAAAAGAUCAGGGAAUGUGGAAAAUACUUAGCUGAACUCCACAGGAGCAGCAAGGAAAGAUGACGUGUAUGGACAUGUUUAAGGGUGAUGUCAUGGUGGUAUGGGUAUAUGGACCAUUGUAUUAAUUUAUAUUUUUUUUAUAUUGAUUUCUUUGCUGCUAUGAGGGUAAAGAAAGAGUUUAAUGAACAACACUCACCUCCGUGUCUUGGAAUUACGUUUAGAACAAGAACAAUGGAUCUUAUUUUCACAGACUGAUUUCUAAAUACAUUUACUGUUUAAAGACACAUUAGUGAAAGUAUUAUUGCUGUUGCGAUCUUGUAUAAACUCAGACACACAACGAUUACUGAGCUCCUACAAAAGAGGGAAAUUAGAAAAGAAAAAGGGACAAAGGGAUUUGUGUCCAAAUCAAGACUGCCUCUCCUAAAAAGGGACACUCCCUUACACCCAUUUCAGUCUCAUCCACAAAAUGUUUCUGCUUCCCUGCUUUAUUAUAGUGGUAGCAUUGCAUUGCAACAAAAGCAAUGUGAGAAAUACACAACGUACAUUAUAGGAUAGAAUAAUUUUUGAUAGGGAUUCAGUCAUCUGCGAGCAAGCCGUAGGGAACUUGUACAUCAUGCAGUACAGCAAAUUUAAGAAGCUUGAUUUAUAACGUGAAGUUAUACCACUACAAUCUCUGAUAGGAGAUAUGUAGAGGGACAUGUGGAUUGUAAACGGACCUAUGUGCAAACAAACAAGUUACGCACCUUAACCUUAUAGCUAAAACGACUAGCAGCUCCAUCGAACACAUCUAAUUCCUUGUCUGCCAGGCUGAUGACCUUAGAUUUAUAAAUUCCCUUCGCUUAACAUUGAACUUGGCUGGAUGGGUCCAGCAAAAGUGACAAGUUGGUCACUUUCUACAUGCACUUGCUAUGGUAAUUAACCUGUUUCAUGUGAGAAUACCUAAGCUGGCAUGUCAGGUUGGAUGGAAACUUGAGAAUACUUCAGGCGUAGCACAUUUUUUAGGAUCUUUGCAAUUAGCACAAAAAAUUAAAAAAAAAAAAUUUAAAUCAAAGAAACAAUCUAUUAUUAUAGAAACAGAAUAUUAUUAAUAUGUCAUCCAACGUUAGGAUUUUCUCCUGGGUAAACUGUGACUACAAAUGAAUGUAGAAGUUAUGUAAAACUUUUAUUGUCCUAAUGGGUGGGGGAAGCAUGUAAAGCUUGGCAGGUAUAUGUUGGCAUCAGUUUAAUAGUUCAUGUUGCAAUCUUUAACAUUUUAUUGUUCAGGAAAACUCUGUGGACUGUAACUACCUAAACUUUACUAAAACAAUUUUUAUAAGUAUUUUUUUUCAUACAUUUCAUGUUGAGGAGAGAGUUCUUGGCUCCCACCCAUACCACUCACCCAUCCAAUGUUAGAUAAGGAGAUAAUAAUCCACGCAGGCUGGCAGCUGUGCCCACGUAAUAUCUCCAGGGCAAAUAUCUAAAUUAUGAGGGCCAACCAACCUUGCUAUAUACCCUAGGUUGUGAGAUGGAGGAUAAACUGUUUCAUAUAUGGGGUCCUACAAAAUGGUCUCCUAUGCCCUUUGUUAUAUUAAUAAUUUUAAUAAAAGGAAUUUUUCAUAAAAUAUUUUUUAUAUUUUGCCCCAAAAUUAUCGCUACAGGAUGAGGGUUUGAAAGCUUCAUCAUGUGUUCAUCAACUAUAUUUUUUUCUCAUCAGGUUGAAAAAUCUGGAUACUGCUUCACUUCAGCUUCUAGUUCCCCUACAUGGGGUUCUUAUGGGUAAAGAAAUUGUUGAUAACUGGGAACGAGUGGAACAAUUUCAGGCAAGACCAGAUGAUGUCCUCAUUUCUACAUACCCGAAAGCAGGUAACAUGAAACAACAUAUUACUUUUCAUGUCAUGAUGUAAGCAAGGUCAAUUAAAGAUCUUUUGAGGCCUCUGUCUCUUUGCAAAAAGAGAACUAUUACAUCUUGCAAACUCAAAGUGUCAACUGAAGUGAAAACAUCUUAAUUCAAAGUGGUGUGCUACAUGAUAACAUGUAAAAACAUUCACCUUUUAGCACGGGAGGUGUAUAAAACAUUAUAUAAAUAUACCCCCGUGAUGAAGUUCCUCUACUCUGACCGAGUACCUCAGCCGAAUCCACUUCCUAGCCGUUGGGAAGGGGGAGCCUGGAGCGCUUCAACCUCAGUCGACGUGGCUUGACUGUGGUCUUUCUUGAGCUUUUCUACCCAACCAGGUUGCAGCUGUCAGGAUAUAGCGGAACCUGAACACACAGACAGAAUCACUCACAGAAAUAUUCAUAAUACCGGUCCUUAGAAUGGCCGGGUUAUACGAAUUAACAGAGUCAGUGUAUCAAGCCGAGGUCAAAAGCUUACAGAGGUGCAGAAUAACGAGGAAACAAGCCAAGGUCAAAGGAUUACAGAGGUGCGGAAUAACGAGGAAACAAGCCAAGGUCAAAGGAGUACAGAGGACAGGAUAAACGAAAUACAAGAGCCAGUCAACGUACCAAGAAACCACAAUAGGGCAACAAGGAAUAGGAGAGGUAAGUAUAUAUAAGCAUAAGUUACCAGUGAUUAGAUGAAUACCGUUUGGAAUUAACCACUAUUCGUGGGGGUACAUGACCCUCCUAAACUGAGCCCUGACGUCAUUGGUCUGCACUGAAUCCCGUGGGUAUUUUGGCUGCAUAUAUAAACAUGCUGCACACAAGCAUGCAGUGUUCGUCGGAAUGCCGCAGGGGAUUGUGGCACUCAGAGUCGAGCUGUUGGGUAAGCAGGCGGAAAAUCUCACAGCAGCUCUCUAUCCAGGCAGGUAUCCACCUCUGCCUGUAAUGUGAUUGCUAUCGACUUUACUAAGGCACUUGCGGCUCUCAGGCCUAGCUCUCUUGAUCUAUCUAGGGGUAGAGGGAUCAUGCAGCCUUCCAACAGGUCGGAAGACUCUGUUACUGGGAUCCCUAAAAAUCCACAGAGAACACACAGUUCUAAAAAAGAACUAACAUACACAGCUUUAUUUUACUUGGGACUAUGCUCAUUACACUUAGAUUGCUGUGACAACUUCAAUAAAAUACAAAUAACCAAAUCAUAGCAGACAACAUAUAUCUAAUAACACAAUGACAUAUUCAUAAAGGGGAAGACAAUAAUUAACACAAAAUAUCUCUCCUGCCUACAGAAUUAGCAAUAUGCAAAUAUACCUGAAUAUGCAAAUUACCAAACCUUGCUAGUCAGGUAGUGCAUAAAGCUGUUGCUACAAACAGAGGGCGCUAUACAGGCUCCAUAGCCAAAUUCACUUAGUUGGUAACAAGCAUCAUCAGGACAGGAGACCAUACAAAACAAUUAACAAUAUACACACACACAUUAUAAAAACCCUGCACCUAUAAUGCGCACAGGGUGACUUAGACAUAGGAGCGAUUUAUGAACCUUUGCAAAGUGUCCUUCUGCUCCCAGUGAUGGUGACUACAGUCAACCCCCCAGAUCAUUCGUCCAAACUUCAACCACCCCCAGACCGCACCAAAUAACUAAAGAUACUUCCAGGUCAUGUGUCAGUAAUGGAGCAGUUGCCUCCACAAGGUGAAGUCAAAGACACUGAGGACACUAAGGAAGAUGUAGGCUGCGUGUAGGCCCGGCGGUCAUGAAACUGGUUUAACUAAAACUCAAAUAUAAAUAACUCAUUUAUAAAAUUAGCUACCUUCUGAAAAGCAUAAUGAAGAAAAAAAAACAGAAAGCUGGUUCAAAGGCUACACUAUUAGGAUUAUUCAGGGGACAGAAAAACUACAAAUUCUCAGACAAAAUAGCUAAAUUGGACAAUAAUCUGAGCUAAGAAUUUUUCAAGUUGCACUGCUUUGGCUUGAAAUGUAUAAAUCCAGUUUUAGUUCAGAAUAACAUGUGGAAUUUUAUUCACCAAAUUCCAAAUUAUAGCGAAUUUAAAUCUGAAAGGGAAAAUUUAGGCAAAAGUAGUUAAUCUGGAAAAAAAAACCUCCAACUUGGCUUUAGUCACAGAAAGGUUAAUUAGGCCUAAAUUUAGAUUUCAUUUGGAUUUGGGUUUGAAUUCAAAGUAUAAUUUAUAAGCCCCUUUCUAAUUUACAUAUGGAAAUCUCAUUGAUCAUCUUAGUAUGGGGAAUUAGCCACUUCUUUAAAAAAUUGAUUAGACAACCCGAUUAUAGCAUGACUGUCCUUGCAUGUCAUCUGUCCUGAAGAGUUUAAAUCAAAGCAGGAUGUUUGGCUUUCACUGAUGCACAAACUCCCUGUAGAAAAACUUACAUACCUUUGUCCCUGAUUUAAAUUUUUUUGUAGGAACUACAUGGAUGAGCGAGAUUGUGGACAUGAUUUUUUGUGAUGGAGACCCAGAAAAAUGUCGCAGAGAAACAAUUUAUAAUCGUGUACCAUAUCUUGAGUUCCGAAUUCCUGGAGAACCUUCAGGUAAUACAUCAGAUCAAUAAUGAACAGCAUAUCAACCAAACUCUACAGGCUGGAUAGGCAAAUAUCUGUUGUGUUUUUUUCUGUUACUUGUCUGGAUAACAGAACCGUCCAGGGCUCUACGUCUAUUUGUCUUUGCAUCACCGCUGUAAGGAGGUCUCUGACUAGAACCCAGAAGUUUCUCUGGUGCUGUGUACCACCUCAUGAGCAUUUUGUACGGUUGCUCCUGGAGCGUGACACAUAUUGAGCUUCUUUUGGCUGCUUCCCAGAUAUCCACCCAGUCUUCCCCUUCUAGUGGUUGUGACAAGUCCGCCUCCCAUUGGUCGAUGUAUCGAAGCUACCCUGCAUCUUUUUCUGGGGCGCUGUGUUGUGUAUAAACUGUGGUUAUCAGGCCCUUUUGUGUGGCUUCUGUUAUAUAUACCUGCUUGUCUUCAUAUUGCCUCUUUUGUGGAGAAAAAAUGCCAGCGUAGGAUGACAUCUCUGGGUGAGCCGUUUGGAAGGGCCUUAGCCCGCAGGGCCCUAUGGACCCUGUCAAUGAGCCAUAGCUGGUCUGGUAUGUCUGGCAGGCGUUCCCUGAAACAGGUGAGCAGAGUGUGUUCCAGGUCAGCGCCCCUUAUGCUCUCUGGCAGGCCCUUUACCCUCAUGUUAUUUCUUCUGGACCUGUUGAAAGUGUCCUCCAUUUUCAGCUCAAGCUUUGUGAUUCUGUCUAGAAACAUGUUGGUCAGUGUGGCUUCUCCAUUGUGCGCCAGGCAUCUGUUCGGGCUCCCACAGUCUGUAUUUCUGCUUUCUACAUACAAAAACAAGAUGGAGCUUUUUAAAAUGGCAAUGAAACAGAUAUUCUGGAAAAUAAAAUAUAAACAAUAGCGCAAUACAGUAGUGCAAAGGAAAUUGGAAAUGUAUAUACAGUAGAUUUUUCACUCACAAGCCUGGAGUCAUAAUCUCAUAUGACUCGGAUGGUGUAUGCCUUUGGACCAUUUCAGGAUGCCCAAAUCCUUCUUUCAAGCAGGAUUCCGUUUAUCUUCCCCUUUAACCAACUCACAGACAAAAGUGCCAGGUCAGUGGUAAAUUUCCAAAAGGGUGAUGCUUUAUUCAAAAUAAAAACUUAUAAUAAAAAAUGUUAAAAUAAAUUCAAAUAUAACAAUUUGUGGUUUAAAUAGGGCUAUAUAGUCCUUAAAAAUCGCCAAAACGCGUUUCGCCUGGUAAAACAGGCUUCCUCAGUCGGCUUUUUUUCACUGUUCAGUCUUUUUCCAAUUUUUAAAAGUCCGUUUGUUUUUACUUCCGGGUUCCGGUUUCUGUCCAUUUGGAACGCAAUUAUGCGUUCCAACGAUGUCAUUUCCUGUUGUGUCACUUCCAGAUUUCUGUUUCAGUUCGCUGGAACGCAUCGUGCGUUCCAGCGAUGUCACUUCCUAUUACGUCACUUCCGGAUCUCGAUCGGCUGGAACGCACAAUGCGUUCCAGUGGCAUUGUACUUCGGCAUCUCUGCCAUUUCAAUUAGUCCACAUAAUAUCCAGUUAUGGAGGUCUGUUUUACCUAUAUAUGCACAUAUAUUAAUAAACUCUACAUGUGUAUUAGCAAUAUUAAACCAUGGAAGUCUGUUUUUACACAUUUAUAUAUAUGUAUCAAUAAACUUCACAUAUAUAAUAAGAGUUCUUUGCCUAUCUAAUAUAUCAAACUUCUUCAACAUGAGCAUGAUAUAAACAUUUUAAAAUGCUUCUGCAAUAUAGAAAUGAUAAUAAUAUGGACAUUUCUCCUUAUAAUAUCUUCUCAAUAUAAAGAUAGUGUAGAUAUCCCAAAGGUGAUCUGGCAAUAUAAAUAUUUUUCCUUAAAGUGCUCUUGUGUAUUUUCAUUAAAGUGCUCUUAUAUAUUUUCCUUUAAAGUGCUCUUGUAGUGCUUCCAGAGUCUCCAUAAUCAUAUUCAAAAAUAUAUCAUUUCAAAAACUCAGAAAAAAAACUAAUUGUUUUAAAAGGUAUCCAUAUUAAAAAUAUCCAUAAAAUUUAAAAAAUAUUUACUAAAAAAUAUAUUUCCAUAAUAAAUAGUAGGGGAGUUCAGUUCAUGAAAUGACAUAGUUCGAAAUCUUGGUUUAAACCAUGAGGUGCCAUAGUGUUAAAACGGAAAAUAAAUCUCAUUUCUUCUAUUCCUAUUUUUCUAGUGUAAUCUCCUCCUCUCCAAUCUUUCUUAACCAAUUUUAUUGCACAAAAAAAACAUUCCUUCGGGGUCUUGAUUAUGGAAUGUCUUAAAAUGGUUGGAGACACUGUGUGACUCCAAUCCAUUUUUUAUGUUCCUUGUGUGUUCUGCUAUUCUCGUAUUCAGACAUCUAAUGGUUCUCCCUACAUAUAGGAACAGAAAUCCGGAAGUGACACAACAGGAAAUGACAUCGUUGGAACGCAUAAUUGCGUUCCAAAUGGACAGAAACCGGAACCCGGAAGUAAAAACAAACGGACUUUUAAAAAUUGGAAAAAGACUGAACAGUGAAAAAAAGCCGACUGAGGAAGCCUGUUUUACCAGGCGAAACGCGUUUUGGCGAUUUUUAAGGACUAUAUAGCCCUAUUUAAACCACAAAUUGUUAUAUUUGAAUUUAUUUUAACAUUUUUUAUUAUAAGUUUUUAUUUUGAAUAAAGCAUCACCCUUUUGGAAAUUUACCACUGACCUGGCACUUUUGUCUGUGAGUUGGUUAAAGGGGAGGAUAAAGGAAUCCUGCUUGAAAGAAGGAUUUGGGCAUCCUGAAAUGGUCCAAAGGCAUACACCAUCCGAGUCAUAUGAGAUUAUGACUCCAGGCUUGUGAGUGAAAAAUCUACUGUAUAUACAUUUCCAAUUUCCUUUGCACUACUGUAUUGCGCUAUUGUUUAUAUUUUAUUUUCCAGAAUAUCUGUUUCAUUGCCAUUUUAAGAAGCUCCAUCUUGUUUUUGUAUGUAUACUGUUGAUUUUAAAGUGGUAGAGGGGACACCACUUUGAGGUGUAUAGAGCUUCAGAUUGACUAUUUUCCACAUUGUGCACAUAUUUGUUGUGGUGUCCUCAAUCUCCGCUGCCAGGAAGCUUUUUACCUCAGCUAAGGAGCAGAGUAUGGCCCCUGAUGAGUCUGGGUGUGAGUGGCAAGCUGAGUCUGGUGAGCCCGGGGAGGUCGGGGAGACAGAGUGGGCCGGGCUGGCGACAUCUUGGAAGGUGAGGGGUGAGGGCCUCUGUGUUUUCUGCAUGUCUGCCAUAGGUGCGUUACCCUUAUGUUUUUUGGUUGCUUUGCGGCUGGUCAUGUUCCGGAGCUGUUCUGUCAGCAUUCCCGGCAGGUUGCUGCAGGUGAUGUCGGGGAAGAAGCUUAUUACAGUGCUUUUUAUGCGGCUAUUUCUCUUGGCGAUCAAGCCACCACCCUAAUUCUUUUCUAUAACAAUAAUGAGGUGGUUUCUUGUAUGUCAGUUCAGCUUAUGACAUUUAUUAUGUAAGAUCCAUACUGUUAUGUAGCUGUAUUGACGGAAAAGAAAAAAAAAACGUUUACUUUGUAUUAUUACCUGGGACUGACCUCGCCCUUUGCAACACCAGAACAGUGAGUACUUGAAUGGUACACUUGGUUUGGACAGGACUACUGUGACUAGACCAAUCUUGCCACUGUGCAUUGGAGGAGCCUGGUUGCCUGCCUGCUGCCUUUUGACUAUGGACCGGCAUUUAAAUACUUUAUUUUCCUAUGCAGAAAUCUAUUCCAUGGAGCCUAUUCGUGCAAUAAAAGAGUUUGGCUCCAUGGCAAUUGAACUAUAUGUGUGUGGUCUGAGCGCCAUUCAGUAAUAAGGUGCGCUCAGACCUAAGCUAUCUGGGGAUAUGUUGCAUGUCUGUAUUUUAUGUAAUAAAUGUAACCUUGUGUAUUUUUAUGUAUUUUAUUGUCUUUUGCUACCAUGUGUUCAAUGGAGUUUUGCCUCUGUCCUUGGAGAUAAUUGGAUUACUUCCCAAUUAUCUCCAGGAUAGAAGACUCUGUGGAACUGGUUUUGAGCAGAAAAGCCAUGCUUAAUUUGGUCUAUCUUUUGAACCAAUGGACCAAUUUGGAUGAUUUUGACAUAUGUUUGUAUUUUGAGUAUGCUGAUUCUGAGAAUGUAAGUGAAUUUAUAUGAAUGUGAUGUAUACUUUUAAAGUUAUGAAUAAUGUGGAAAAACUGUAUUUCUCUGCCUGUGAUAAUUACAUUAAUUAAUUGUGUAAGGUAAUUGUAUCACAGGCAGAGGGGAGGAUUUUGUGUGGGAGUGUCUGAGUGUAUUCUACGUUUAUUGGUUGUUUUACAAAACCCUGUGGGUGGUACUAAUGUGUAAGAAUGUGUAUACAAGAACAAUAAACCCACAGCUCUAGCUGUUCACUGCUUGACUCUCAACACAGAGCUUUGUCUCGAUCUUGGGGGGGGGUUUAUUGUAUGCUGUUAGAGACUGAUUGCCAGAAGUGUAAGCCGCUUGGGUGCUUUUCCUGUUCAGCUGCUAGCAGCUAUUCGUGAGGUUCCAGUUCAGGAGUUUGGAGUGCUACUUUGUAUCCUGUUCGGGAGUUUGGGGUUCUGCUGUAGCUGUGCCUGUGUCUCUGGAAGGGGAAGAUCUUCUAAACGGCGGUUUAACUCCUUUUAUGCCUGGGGGUGCCGUUACAACUACUAAACAGUGAUUUCAUUGGCAUGCUGGUUUUUUUUACCGUGUAUUUAAGGUGUUUUGUUUUUCUUCUCAUUAGGUGUAGAACAACUUGAGGCUACACCUUCUCCAAGGCUAGUAAAAACACAUCUCCCCAUUAAGCUGAUGCCAGACUCAUUUUGGGGGAAAAACUGCAAGGUAUCUGAGCAUUCUUCAAGGCCUUAUAUUUUAUAUUACCUAUUGUGUGAACAUUGAAUUACUUUCUAUAAAUUGGAUAGAAACACACAUUUUAGUAACAUUUAAGAGCCAAUCAGAGUUUACUCUGGAUGUUUCUAAAAGCAUGUAGUUUUCUUGCUUUUAUGUCCUUUAUGAAAGCUAAAUUCCUGUCCUGACAUAUUUUUAAACACCCCACUAGAAGACUAUUCCGGUACUUCCUAAUUCUAACCUGAAAACAUAGCAACGGGGCUGCCAUCAGAGGCAUGCAAGCCAGGCUGUGAUCUGUGGCCCCUAAGGACUCUGUAACACUAUGUUGUCUGGUUGGGAAUCGUACUGCAGGUCUAUGACAACACGAGCCCCUUUCAAGUACAGCCUCUAACCAUUCAUUCUGAGCAUGGGCGCAUUGGGAGGAAGUGAUAUCCAUUCACUUCCUUCCAGUGCUCAAAGAAUUCAGCACUGGUGAGGAACAGACCAGCACACCCCUCUCUGCAUAGCUCAGAGCCAGGUCUCCAAUGGACUACAAGGAACCUUGUAGGCAAAGAAGUGGGUAGCUAAAACAUUUGAAAUUUGUGUGUGUUUCUAUCAGUGUGUAUGUGUGUAUCUUUGUCAGUGUGUGUGUGUCUGGCAGGAGGUGUGUGUGUAAAUGUUUGUCAAUAUGUGCAUACUCUCAUGUGUUCCUACUCGGUCCCUAUUUUGAGCCCAAAUCUUUCUGUCCUUCUUUUAUAUCCUAAUGUUCCACUUUUCCAGAUAUAGUUGGUGUGUCUGAAUGUAUAACUUGUUAUUAGUAAGUCAGAGCUUGUAUCUGGGUAUGUGUGUGUAUCUUUGGGUGUGUCUGGAAUGCAUGUAUGUAUAAGUGGUAUCUGUAUGUCUCUAAUGUAUAUGUAUGAGUAUCAUCUAUGUGUCAGGGUGCAUGUGUGUGAGUAUGUGUGUAUGGGUGGGUGGGUGGGGGCCCAGUCCCUAGAUUUGUAAGUGGCCCCCGAGUGUUUUGAUGGGAGCCCUGCAUACCAACAGUCCAGGAGCUCGUCAAUUUCCAAUUCUUUUCCUAUGGACAAAACUUUGACUGUUGGAGGCCUGAGACUGUAACUACUAAACUAUUUCUUAUAUGCACAAAUAUUCCUUUAUAACCAAAUUUCCUGAUGUUGUUCUUAAAUUUAAUUAAACGGACACUAUCGGCAUCAAAACACCUUUAGCUUAGUGAAGCAGUUUUGGAGUGUUGAUUAUGCGUGAGACUUCAGGGGCAUGCUUUAUUAAGCUAAAGUUGUUUUAGUGCCUAUAGAAUCCCUUUAUGUGUGCAUAUGGUUUUGGUUUUUUUUGCACGGUACUGGAAACAUUGUUUUACAAAACUGCCAAACUAUAUGCCCUUUAAAACUCCACCUGUGCCUCUCUCUUGCAACUAUAAUUUUCAGCCACACUACUGCCUAUAACUUGUUGCAAACAGAGACAGUUACAGGAUGUGGACCAUUUUAUAUCAAAUAUACAUAAAGCAAGUAUUACUUCAGCACCACUUUUUAAUAUUUCUGGUUUGUUUUUUUUACUUUGUCACAUUGUUUAUUUAAAACACAAUGGCACUUUACAAUUUUUUUUAAUAUCCUUUCUCUAUUCUGAUUCAUUUUACUUCCUCAAAAGGUUAUUUAUGUUGCUCGAAAUGCCAAGGAUGUAGCCGUUUCAUACUUCUUCUUCCACAAGAUGGUUAAAGCUUUGCCUGAUCCAGGUCCAUGGGAUAAAUUCUUAGAUGACUACAUAAAGGGGGAUGGUAAGAAAUAAAUAUGUGACUGCGGAAAAACAAGAUUUCCUAAGCACUGACCAUACCAACAUUCUCCCGAUUUUUCUUUCAGUGGGCUAUGGUUCCUGGUACGAUCACGUGAUAGGUUGGUGGGAAAAGAGAAACGACUAUCGAAUCCUUUAUCUAUUCUAUGAAGAUAUGAAAGAGGUAUCAAAUAAGAAAACACCUUGCGUGGAGAAAUUCCCUCUUUAGAAGAAAGCACUAUCCUAAACUUGCAUAUGUUAAUUGGAGUUAAUUGGAGAUAAACACAAUACACAUGAGAACAAGAACACAAACACAUAAUGCAUAUUAUAACUCUAUAAACACUGCCCAAAAAUAGAUGAAUGACAUAGAGAUUCAUAUACAGCAAUUUUGGUGGGUUCUUACAUACUUACAUUAACAAGGCAUUAUCCAUGGUAGCCAAAUUGGAAUAAGCUUUCGGGCCUCUGUGUCCAAUUCAGACCUCUGAAACUCUCCCUUGCCCUGCUCUCCCAUGGUCUAGAGCUGAUAUUUUAUGCCUAUUACUGACCUUAAAAGCUAUUGUUUCCCUAUUAGCUGAGCUACCUAUUGGAGAGAGAGGAGGUGGCCUAAUGGGUGCCCAGGGACAGAACUUUGGAUUUAAACCAUUCAGAAUUGGUAUGACGGAGCCUGGGAACUUAAGGUCUCAUAAUUACUUAAUUGAGAUUAAGUUAUCAGGCUGGAGUGGUCCUUUAAGUAGUAAAGAUGGAGGGAAAAAAACAUAGUUACAUUUUGUGUGAAUGUAAGGAUAUGAGUCAAGCCCUGGUGAGGAUGGAAAUGGCAGUAAAAGGUAUGGAUUGGCCCCUAGAAUAGUUAAUCAAUUAAAAGGUAAACAGUACAUUUAGCAGCGUAACAUAUUCAUAUCUUAAAUGUGCUUGUAGCAUGGACUGUGUACUUCUCCUCAAAAACACUAUUUAGUAAAUACUACACUCUUUAAAGUCCAGAUGCCAUGUGGAACAAGCAGCCCCGUUUUAGCUGAUUAUUACCAGCAUAUGAGGAGAAGCUCUUGGAUAGGGGAACAUGUAUCAAGUCUCUGUUCCUUCUUAUGCUUAACAUUAUUUUUACAUUUAUUUAUUUUUCAUUAAAAGCGGAUUUGUUUAUGUCUAUGUUGUGUAAAGAAGUUGAUUCCACGCUAAUGAUAUUCAGCCAAAAAUGGGGCCUUAUGUGCUAUGGGGAUCCAGACUUGACAAACAAACUCUUAUGAGACAGAAAGACAGAGCACCCACUUAUGGGUUAACAAAGUCAAUGGAAAAAAAAGCAGAAGUAGGCCAAAGUGGACAAACAAGCAGAGGCAAUGCAGUCAUACAAGCAAAAAAAACAAAACAAACAACAAAAGAGGAAAACACUAACAGAAUGACGAACAUGUUUACAGGCUACUUAGAACCAGGAAGACAAUAGACCACAAUUGAUUUGGCUUAUGUAGCAUCCAUAUUUAACAUCAGUGCUGAAAUAAAAGCAGCUGGAAUGAUGAUUAACUUAUUUUUCAGUUGCAAAAAAGGGCAGCAUUUAAGUGAUAUAUUCUAUUCCUUUACAGGACCCAAAAAGAGAAAUUCGGAAAAUAUUACACUUUCUAGAAAAGGAGAUGCGUGAAGAGGUUAUAGAUAAGAUUGUUCAUCACACAUCCUUUCAGGAAAUGAAAAAUAAUGACAUGGUAAAUUACAAAACCAUCCCCAACGAACUUAUGGACCAGUCUACAACUUCCUUCAUGAGAAAGGGUAAUUAUUUUUUAUCAUUAUUUAUAUAUAUAUAUAUAUAAACAAACAAGGCAAACAUUUCAUUCUAGCAAAACAUAUAUGACUUAUGAAAACAGUAGGUGAAGAUGACCCUGCCCAAACACCUUUACAAUCUGAAGUGGAUAAUGUCUUAAAAUGCAAAAAUUUACUUGAAAUAAUUACUAAAGAUGCUCCAAUCCAGAGCAUCUCAUUCAGGUCUGUGGGUGUCUUCGUAGCCCAUUAACCCCUCUCCAAGUUCAUCUACAGCAGUGGUUUCCAACCCAGUCCUCAAGUACCCACUACCAGUCCAGGAUUUAGGGAUUACCCAGCUGCUUUUAGAAAAAGAAAAAAAAAAAAAAAACACACAACAGGGUAAUCCCUAAAUCCUGGACUGGUAGGACGUACUUGAGGACUGGGUUAGAAACCCCUGAAUUCUACAGUAAAUAAAAUGUUUAUUCAGUAAAGAAAAAAUAAAAUGAAAUAAAUAUAAUACAAUGUAUAUCUGCUUUUAUUUAUACAGGCAUAGCUGGUGACUGGAAGAAUCAUUUCACCGUUUCCCAGAAUGAAAUUUUUGAUGAGGAUUACAAGAAAAAAAUGUCAGGAACAAAUCUGCAUUUUAGAAUGGAAAUAUAAAAACCAUAGGAAAAUUUAAGAUGCUUUAUUGCUUGAUUUUAGCCAUCCAAGAACCAAUCUAACAACAUUAUUACUAUAAUAAUAAUAAUAAUAAUAAUAAUAAUAUGGCCAUUUUUAUUUCAAAUGCAUUCAAAUCAUUCAAGGGGAUAAUUGUUAAGGUUGUUGGUUUACAAACUGGGUAAAUCUAAUUUUAAAAUAUGUUUUAAUAUAAUUUCUUUGCAUCAAAUCAAUUUUCAAAUUUCUGAAUGUUGCUUAUAUGGGGGGGGGGGGUGAUGUAUCUGAUUGGAUGGGCCCCCUCACAGACAGAGCCAGAGCCUGGGCCCUAGGAACCACCUAUGUCACCUUGUGGGUAAGGUAGCUCUGCUAUAUUAGCAGGAAUCUGCAUAGUAGUUAAUGAUAAAUAAUGGUAAAUCAUGAGGGUUUAUCACAAUGAUAGCUAACCCAUGUUCUAAAGGCUGGCUGAACUCUAUGAUACAUGUACAUCAGAAACAUAGAAGCAAAGGUAAAAAUCACUAGUAUAAUUAUAAGGUAUUUACUGGCAAAAUUAUGGUGAGAGCACCAUAAUUUUAGUUAAUGGUAGGUUUAUGUACUAUUACCGCCACCAUAUUCACCCUGGGGACCCGUGUCAGCUCCUGGCAUUUCAUUUGCCAGUGCUGUACUCUCGUGUAUAUGUGUGAGAGUACAACACUGAGAUCUACAGAGGAUUCUGUGAGACGCUCCAUAGAUCACAUUUCAUGAUGAGCUGUCACUUGUGAAGGCUGCUAGGAUUGGGCAAAAGGUUUGAAAACUUUUGUCAACUUCAGGCUUGCCUAUAAGACAAAGCAGUCCUUACUUUGUCUUAAAUGGACAAUAUAGGCACCUAGACCACUUGAUUUCAUUGAAUGGAGUGGUUUGGGUGAAAUUCUACUGUCCCCUUAACCCUGCAAGGUAAAAAAAAAAAAAUUCAGUUUCAGAGAAACUGUUCCCUACUCCAGCCAUCACCCAUGGGUGGCAGGUGGGGACUCUAAAUAAUAAUACGAGAGGGGUGAAGAUGCCAUUGUCCAUCCCCUACAAUUAAUGGCAUUGUCCCCAAGCAACUAGCCACCCCAUCUUAAAUUAGCCCAACUUACCCCCUCUCAUUCUAAGAAAACUAAUAUGAGUAAAAUAAACAAAAUUGUACUAACAAAGUCUUCUUUCUUUUAAUGCUUAUUUUCUUCUGCCUCUAAAAAGGCCAGAUUAAAAUUACUGGAAGCAAGCAAAUAGCACUUGAAAUUAUCAUUCACUUGCAAGAAGUAAAUUAAUCCUAAUUUGUGCAUGCGCUUCCGCCCAGAUGUAUUCGGUCAAGAAUUUUGAUAAAUGUGUGUUUUGUGAAUUUUGCAAGUCAUAUACUUUCUAAAAGGUUUGGAAAUGAUAGCACUGAUUUAAAUCCAGACACUGAAAGGAUCACUAUAGGGUCAGGAACACAAACCUGGGCCCCUCAUGCCUCCAUAAAUAUAGCAAAAUCUUACUGUAUUCAAGCCUGAAGCUGUAACUCUGCAUGCUGUUAGACUCAGAAAAACAAACAGUCUGCUGACAUCAUCAGAAGAGGUAGCCUGAUCCAAUUACAAUGCUUCCCCAUAAGAUUGGCUGAGACUGACAAAGAGGCAGAUCAGGGGCAGAGCCAGCAUGAUUCAAACACAGCCUGGGCCAAUCAGCAUCUCCUCAUAGAGAUGAAUUGAAUCAAUGAAUCUCUAUGAGGAAAGUUCAGUGUCUGCAUGCAGAGGGAGGAGACACUGACUGUUUGCAUUUUAGGCAGCCAUGACCCAGGAAGGAUCUCUAACAGCCAUCUAAGGAGUGGCCAGUGAAGUUAUCACUAGGCUGUAAUGUAAACACUGCAUUUUCUCUGUAAAGACAGUGUUUACAGCAAAAAGCCUGAAGGGAAUGAUUCUAAUCACCAGAACAAAUUCAAUAAGCUGUAGUUGUUCUGGUGACUAUAGUGUCCCUUGAAUGUAUCCGUUUGUUGCAAAUUGUUGCAAAGUUUCAACGGACUUUGUACAUCUGGACAACAUUCUGUGUUAAAUGAAUAACCCUCUAUAUCUUUUUAAAAAGCUGAGAAGUGAAAGAGACCUUUAAAUAACUGCAUAGGAGUCUGGAUAAACAUUUGCUGUGGGGUUUUUGUGUGCUUUGUGUUCUCUGUGCAUCUCCCUUUAAGUACACAAAGGAAUCUGAGACCAAGUCCCUGUUGCACCAAGGCAAAGCUGACAAACAGGAAGCAAGAUAUCUAAUUCCUCAGAUUCAGGCAAAGUCUGUUUAUUUUUAUUAAGUUACCUAUACACCAUUGUACACUUUAAAAUAUUAUAUUUCCACAACAUUCUCACUGCCCUGCAGCCCACCAUCAGCAUUUAAAACUUACAUUAAAUGUUCCAAGUCUCUUAUACCUUCACUUAGGGCUGCCUGCUGCUGCUGCUUUGUAGUGCAUGUGAUUGCGGUGAUUGAAGUGAUUGGUCUGUGAAAACCUGCAGCAGCCGGCAAGUUAGGUUCAGCAGCAAUUGGUCAGAUAAAAGUAGAAUGUAAACAAAAAUUUAGUGAGAAAAAUGUUACAAUAAAAAGUGUAAAGAAUUGAGUGCAAGUCCUAUAUCAUCCGUUUAUAUAUCCUUCCAAAAUACUCCCUAUAAAUUGUGUAAAACAAUUCAAAAUCAGAAAAGUAUAAAAUAAAAGUGAUCCAUGUGUGUACCGCAAAAUACAAUAUUUAUACCGCCAAACAUUUGGUUCAAUUAUUCGUAAUACCCACAAAAAUUUGAAAAAAUAAUAGAUAACAGUGUUGUAUUGUGUAUUAUCAGGCAAAAGUUAUAUAACAAUAUACCGUCACAAUAUUUAAACCCAAAUAAAUCUGUCUCUGAGAACAGGGUGUCUGGUUUAUUUAACCCCUUAAGGACCAAACUUCUGGAAUAAAAGGGAAUCAUGUGUCCUUAAGGGGUUAAGGUUGCAACAUAUCUAUUGAUUACCUGGAACACAUUAUUAUGGGAAUAAUCCUUAAAUUAAAUGCACCUAAAAAAUCUGAAUAGUGUAAUCUGUUAUAUAACAUGCAAUUGCACACAAUAAAAUACAGAAUUGCACUCACAUAAGGGAGAACCUCUUAA